Pedinophyceae sp. YPF-701 is the source of this 1689-nucleotide messenger RNA. Lineage: Eukaryota; Viridiplantae; Chlorophyta; Pedinophyceae. The record is from the annotation of a GenBank genome assembly.
AUGGAACCGGCCAGGGAGGCAAUGCCCCAAAUGGCUGCUGCGGCGUUAGACACCGGCCCGGCCGCUGCAGCGCUGGCCAUGGAGGCAGACGAAGUGGACUUGGAGCGUGCGGAGGAGGAGCUGCUGCAGCACAUGACGAAUGAGGACCUCCUGGAGGCGACGUUCAUCGAGUUUGCUGUCGAUGCAGGGGAGAUGAACCUUCCGAGAAUGCUCGGUCGUUUGCCGGCGCUGGUAUCCCUGCGGCUGAACGGCUCCAUGCUCACCAGCAUGAGAGACUUGGGCACCAAGCUCACCAACCUGCGUGUUUUGUGGGUGGCUAGAUGCGGGCUGGAGAGCCUCGACGGCAUCUCGAGCUUGCCGUGUCUGACAGAGCUGUAUGCGGCGUUCAACAGUAUCGCGGACGUCAGCAAGGCGGCCGAGUGCCAGGAUCUCGCUGUGUUGGACCUCGAGGGCAACUCCGUGGACUCGUGGGACGAGGUGGCCUUCCUGGGGAUGUGCAGGGACCUGCAGUCGCUGUGCCUGCAGGGCAACCCGAUCAGCAGCCAUUCGUCGUACCGCAGCAUGGCCGUGCAGCAGGUGCCGUCCCUCGUCUCGCUGGACGAUAUUCCCGUCGCAGAUGAGGAGCGUGUGGCACAACCGGGCGGGGCUGCAUGCGUGUCAGAAGCAGGGGAACAUCAGGCGGGAGGGAACGAGCGGGCAGCGGCAGACGAGGACGAGGACGUCCCCGUGCAGCAGGAGCUGCAGCUCAUAUCGGACGGCCUCCGCUUCGCGCGCGUGGGCAUCGACAGCCCGGAUGUGUGCGCGCCAAACUGGGUGCCUCCGACGCGGAGCGCUUCGCGGAUGUUGUCCAGUGCCGGGAGCAUGACGAGCAGCGCCCAGCGGCCGAGCACGGCGAGAGCGGGGCUGGAGCCGGCGAAGCCUGUGCCGACACGGAGCGGCAGCAGCGGACUGCCACCACGUCCCGGCACGGCCGCUACAGUCAACGGAGCGGUGGGCACGGGGAGCAACCGCCCGCCGAGCGCUCAGGGGGGGCUGUUCUGGCGCAAGAACAGAUUGCGGGAGUCUCACAGUGCAGGCUCGCAGGGCGACACUGGAGACGGCAGCAUGCUGACGAUGGGUGGAGCCUUGGCGGGCGGAGCAGGGGCAGCGCUGCGGCAGCGGCGCGCAAACGCGGCAGCGAGCAACCCGGAAGUGGUCGAGACUUUUGAGGAGCGCGACCUCGAGCCUGCGGGCCUCCUGGACCUGCUCCGGCGAAUCAAGGUCGACCUGCUGCACACGGCAGGGGCGCGCCGGCCGCCGUCAUGCCCAGAAGUCGGCGGACACCUGAGAAGCGGGAGUCCCGACGGCAGCGCGUCAGACGCAGCCCCACAUCCGGCCACACGGGACUCGGAGCUGUCUGCAACUGGCCGCAGCGAUGGGAGCUCGGCCGCUUGCCUGCGGAGCCCGACGCACAGCGGCAAUCUGUCGCGGCCCGCGACUGCCCUGGGCCACGGUGGGAGCUUGCCGGCUGGUCGCUCGUCGUCCAGGGGCGGGCUGCCCGUCGGAGUCGCCCUGGAGGACAAAGACGGGGCGCCUCGCUUCAUGGCGAGCAGUAUACGGGACCUGCUCAAAGCAGCGCGCGGUCGAUCAGGGGGCUCGGCCGCGAAAUCAACGGCCGCGGUGCCACAAGCGUUGGAUGGCGACUCGUAG